Coregonus clupeaformis (lake whitefish) is the source of this 909-nucleotide messenger RNA. RefSeq names its product coenzyme Q7 homolog, ubiquinone (yeast) (gene coq7). Lineage: Eukaryota; Metazoa; Chordata; Actinopteri; Salmoniformes; Salmonidae. Gene Ontology annotation, cellular component: nucleus; mitochondrial inner membrane. The record is from RefSeq and is a predicted model, not a curated record. The transcript is spliced from 6 exons. Gene Ontology annotation, biological process: ubiquinone biosynthetic process; regulation of reactive oxygen species metabolic process; regulation of gene expression. The coding region runs from base 118 to 795 and encodes 225 amino acids. Gene Ontology annotation, molecular function: 3-demethoxyubiquinol 3-hydroxylase activity.
GUAGUAUACGUCAUUUGACAGCGCCAUCUCCACUGGCAAGCAAAUUUCAAUGACAACCUGCAUAUGUAACACAUGUUAGUUACAGAAUAAUAGAGCCAAAUAACUAUUCAUUUAACAAUGCAACGAGCCGUUUUUGCACAUAUUGCAUUGCAUGACUGGACGCAUGUUUUCAGUCCUUUGAGGAUACGGCAAUGUUGUUUGCAGCACAGAGCACUACCAGUACAGCUCAGUUCUCGGGCAUACAGUGUGAUCCCGCCCCCGCGCGACGAAGCAGAGAAGUCUAUGCUGGACAGUAUGUUGCGGGUAGACCACGCAGGAGAAUACGGUGCCAACCGCAUCUACGCCGGCCAGAUGGCAGUGUUGGGAAGGUCGCAGACAGGACCGCUUAUUCAGGAAAUGUGGGAUCAAGAGAAGAAGCAUCUUGCCAAAUUCAAUGAGAUCCUUGCAGAAAACAGAGUUCGCCCAACAUUACUGUUACCCCUCUGGAACGUUGCAGGCUUUUUACUAGGGGCGGGCACCGCUCUGCUGGGUAAAGAAGGCGCCAUGGCCUGUACUGUGGCCGUGGAGGAGAGCAUCUCAGAGCACUACAACAGCCAGAUCAGAGCCCUCAUGGAGGAGGACCCAGACAGAUACGUAGAGCUGUUAAAAUUAAUAAAGGAAUUCCGAGAUGAUGAGAUGGAGCAUCAUGAUACAGGACUGGAGCACGAUGCUGAAUCUCUACCCGGAUACAAGCUUUUGAAGAGUGCAAUACAACUUGGCUGCACAGCCGCAAUAUACGUAUCUCAGCGCGUCUAAAGUAAUAAUGAAUUCAGUUUCUCAAAGAUGGUUAUCUAAAAAAUAGAAUGAUUUAAGUGAUGUAAAUUGAUAUGUACAUUGUAUUAGUAAAGUGAACCUGGCUACUUUGUACAA